This is a messenger RNA of Rhinolophus ferrumequinum (greater horseshoe bat), 3958 nucleotides long. It is a transcript of the gene MPHOSPH8, whose product is annotated as M-phase phosphoprotein 8. Lineage: Eukaryota; Metazoa; Chordata; Mammalia; Chiroptera; Rhinolophidae. The transcript has 14 exons. The record is from RefSeq and is a predicted model, not a curated record. Gene Ontology annotation, cellular component: nucleus; cytoplasm. Gene Ontology annotation, molecular function: protein binding. The coding region runs from base 99 to 2717 and encodes 872 amino acids.
GUCACGCUGCCUUAGCGGAUAAGGGCCGAUCGUGGAGCGCGAGGAGCGCCUGGCGUGCGUCGCAGGCGCUUUUGCUGUGCGGUUUGCAGACUCCUGCUAUGGCGGCGGCGGCGGCUGCGGCGGUGGUAGCCGUUACUGAGGGGGCGAGCGUGGCAGCGGCUCCCGUUUCUGGCGCCCACAGCCCCAGUGAGCCUCCUGAAGGCGAAAGCGAGGGAGCUGGAGCAGUGGGCGAAGAGAAUGACGGAGCCACUAAAGGAGCGGAGGCCAUGGGGGACAGCGAAGAGGACGGGGAAGAUGUGUUCGAGGUGGAGAAGAUCCUGGACAUGAAGACCGAGGGGGGUAAAGUACUUUACAAAGUUCGAUGGAAAGGAUACACAUCAGAUGAUGACACCUGGGAGCCUGAGGUUCACCUUGAAGACUGUAAAGAAGUUCUUCUUGAAUUUAGGAAGAAGGUUGCAGAUAACAAAGCUAAACCAGUUAAGAAAGAUAUUCAGAGACUGUCCUUAAAUAAUGACAUAUUUGAGGCAAACUCUGACAGCGAUCAGCAAAGUGAGACAAAAGAAGAUACUUCUCCAAAGAAGAAAAAGAAGAAACUGAGGCAGAGAGAAGAGAAGAGCCCGGAUGAUCUGAAGAAGAAGAAGGCCAAGGCUGGGAAACUGAAAGAGAAGUCUGCCCCGGACCUGGACAGCGCCUCCUCUGAGAGUUCAGUGUUUGAUUUAAAGACAAAGAAAAGGGUUUCAGAAGCUAAAGAAGAGCUAAAGGAAUCCAAAAAGCCCAAAAAAGAUGAUAUAAAAGAAACUAAGGAAUUAAAGAAAGUUAAAAAGGGUGAAAUAAGAGAUUUAAAGACUAAAAUAAGAGAAGAUUCCAAAGAAAACAGAAAAACAAAAAAAGAGAAAUGUGUUGAAUCUCAGUUGGAAUCUGAAUCAAGUGUACUUAAUGAGUCCCCUUUUCAAGAGGGGGACAGUGACGAUCUACAAGGUGACAACAGAGAAGAGAGACAAACGAUUAAAUGUGCAAAAGAUAAAGCAGGACAAGACGUAGCUGACGAUACUGUUUUAGAUAAACAGCUGGAUGACACCAGCACAGGGAGUGCCGAUGAGGGUGCGGAUGUCAGAGGAAAGAGAAACAGAAAGAAGUCCAGAAAGGCUGAGGAACUCAAGGACAGGAAAAAGCUAGAAAACAAGAACCUUUGUUUAGAGAAGAAAAACACAUGUAGAAAGCAAAAGAAUCAGGACAAAGGCAAAAGUACCCCAGAGUUAGAUAAGCUGAUGCCUGCACCCGCCCAGACCCAGAGGAACUCAAGGUCGGCCUGGGAAGAGAGAGGCAUCCAGACCACUGACUUGACUGAGGAAGAGAAAGAGACCAAAAAAAAUGAACCCAAAGAAAAAUACCAGAAAGGGCAUGAUUUGGACAAGGAAGAAAAAGGCCGCAAAGAGCCAAAGGGAUUAAAGACAUUAAAGGAAAUCAGAAGUGCGUUUGAUUUAUUUAAAUUAACUCCAGAAGAAAAAAAUGAUUUUCCUGAGAAUAAUCAGAAAAGAGAAGAAAUACCACUGGAAAAUAAGAUCGCAGAAGAUCCCAAAUCCCAGGGAAACAAGCAGGUAAUUAAAGAAAGGAGAAAUACACGCGAUGAGACUGAUACCUGGGCGUACAUAGCCGCGGAAGGCGGGCAGGACACCAUGGACAGCGUGUGCCAAGCAGAUGAGAAUGCUGACGGCAGACAGCAGAUUCUGAGUUUGGGCAUGGAUCUGCAGCUGGAAUGGAUGAAAUUAGAAGAUUUUCAGAAGCAUCUUGCUGGGAAAAAUGAGAAUUUUACUACAGCAGAUGCCAUCCCAAGUCAUUUAUUGAGAGAUGCUGUGAAAAAUGGGGAUUAUAUUACCGUGAAGGUUGCACUUAGUUCAAAUGAAGAAUAUAACCUGGACCAAGAGGAUUCAAGUGGGAUGACACUGGUGAUGCUGGCCGCGGCGGGAGGGCAGGACGACCUGCUGAGGCUCCUCAUCAGAAAAGGAGCCAAAGUGAAUGGCAGACAGAAAAACGGGACCACCGCUCUCAUUCAUGCAGCCGAGAAGAACUUUUUAACGACAGUGGCUAUUCUUUUGGAAGCAGGAGCUUUUGUAAAUGUCCAGCAGAGCAAUGGUGAGACGGCUCUCAUGAAGGCCUGCAAAAGAGGAAAUUCGGACAUUGUCCGACUUGUAAUUGAAUGUGGAGCCGACUGCAAUAUUUUGUCAAAGCACCAAAAUAACGCAAUGUAUUUUGCAAAGCAGUGUAACAACGGGUUGGUGUAUGACUUGCUGAAGAAUCACUUAGACACACUCUCUAGAGUAGCGGAAGAAACCAUAAAGGAUUACUUUGAAGCACGUCUUGCUCUCCUAGAACCAGUUUUCCCGAUAGCAUGUCACCGUCUCUGUGAGGGGCCAGACUUUUCAAUGGAUUUCAAUUACAAACCUCUACAGAAUAUACCAGAAGGCUCUGGUAUCCUGUUGUUUAUUUUCCACGCAAACUUUCUGGGUAAAGAUGUUAUUGCCCGACUCUGUGGACCGUGUAGUGUACAAGCUGUAGUUUUAAACGAUAAAUUUCAACUUCCUAUUUUUCUGGAUAGUCAUUUUGUUUACUCGUUCAGCCCUCUUGCAGGCCUCAACAAACUCUUUAUAAGGUUGACGGAAGCGCCCUCUGCCAAGGUGAAGCUGCUGAUAGGCGCGUACAGAGUGCAGCUGCAGUGACCAAAGACGUGGGGUGGACAUGGACUUCCUGUUGGACCUUCCUAACUCCUCUGUUCUACGCAGCUGGGAAUGGUGGCACAGCCAACCCUUCCACAUGUAAAGUCUUGUCUGUAACCUCAUGCAGUUUAAGGCCUGUCUGUUCUGGUCUCAGACGUGGGCCACGGCGUUCCAGUCCAUUACGGAGAGCGUGCUCACGUUGGGGUCGUGUCCAGCUUUUCCACAAUGUGGAAUGGUGUAUAUAGGGAUCAUUUAAGAAAAAGGAAGUCAUUUUUCUUUUUAAUUUUCUACUACCCUGGGUAAAUUUGUUACCUAAGCACUAAGUAAAGCCUGAAUUUACCUCCCUUGAAGUGUAAAGGGGAGAUCAGGUCUAUUUCUGAUAUACAGUUGGAGGUGACAACUUUGUAGAUUUCCAAUUAUCCUUUAUUUGAAAAGAUAAUAAAUCAGAGUCUGAGAUACAGCAAAAAAAUGUAAACCAGGACAUUAUGAGGCCAAAAAGGCUAUUACCUGCAAACUUUUCUCCUUACUCAAAGCCAGGCCCUGUGCCCUUAUUUUGAACACGGGAAAGGGCAGUGAGCUUUGCCACACCAGGCCUCACGUGAGGAGCCAGAGUUCCUGUAGAUUUUACACAGGUCUAACUCUUACAUUCUUUUAAGAAAUAUUUGGGAAACUAAUAAAUCAGGCUUAGUCUAGAGUAUAGAAAUGUGUAAAAUUAUUUAGUUCCUGAUCAGGUUUUUAAUUGUCUAAGUUACAAUUUUAAUGAAAAACUUUCAUAAUGUCACAUAUUACACCCCAGACAUUGUGAUGACAUUUAAGAGCAAUUUUUUACUUCACAUACUAAAACUGCCUUUUCCUACAGUUUUCUCAAUAAAAAACACAAUAUUGGUGUAUUUUCUUUUAGUUUUUUAGCAGAGUGAUGGCUGGGAUUGGACUUUUCUAACUACAUUGAACUGUAUUCUAGUACUGUAUCUGAUUUCAUAGCUUUCUGAAAAGUGAGAUUUGAGUACCUUAGUUUACUACAUGAAAGAAAUUUUAUCUCAGAAUGUUGCCUAAUAACUUAUAAGAACACACUAAACAAGGAUAUGCUAUUUAUCAAGGAGGCAUGCAUGAUGCUAUAGGGCCGAAAGUCGGAACAUGAAAGUGUGAGGUAGCUUGGAGUACACCGCCCUGCCUGUGUGCCACAAUGUGCUGGGACAUUCUGAGCAGUGUGUCUACUAGGAAGAGAACAAGAGCCACAUACAGGU